Molecule: messenger RNA, 354 nt
Organism: Lottia gigantea (owl limpet)
Lineage: Eukaryota; Metazoa; Mollusca; Gastropoda; Lottiidae
Exons: 1
Source: RefSeq, a predicted model, not a curated record
AUGGCUCGAGAUCAUUCAACGAGUCUCUGUAAAGUUCCAGGCAUGGCUCGAGAUCAUUCAGUGAGUUUCAGUGAAGUUCAAGGCAUGGCUCGAGAUCAUUCAGUGAGUUUCUGUAAAGUUCCAGGCAUGGCUCGAGAUCAUUCAGUGAGUCUCUGUAAAGUUCCAGGCAUGGCUCGAGAUCAUUCAGUGAGUUUCAGUGAAGUUCCAGGCAUGGCUCGAGAUCAUUCAGUGAGCUUCUGUAAAGUUCAAGGCAUGGCUCGAGAUCAUUCAGUGAGUUUCUGUGAAGUUCAAGGCAUGGCUCGAGAUCAUUCAGUGAGUUUCAGUGAAGUUCAAGGCAUGGCUCGAGAUCAUUCA